AUGGCUUCUGUGACGUCCUUGGACAAGGACCUGCGCAAGAUGCGCCUCGAUAAAUACACGCCCGCGGCGGCCAGAGAGGCACAGGGAUGGAUCGAGUCCAUUCUUGGCGAGAAACUCUCUGGUUCGGACCUCCUCGACGGACUCAAAGACGGCGUUGCGCUGUGCCGACUCAUAAACAUGGCCGUCCCUCCCCCGGGCAUAAAGUUCAAGAAGUCGCCAAUGCCAUUCGUGCAGAUGGAAAACAUCUCUCACUUCCUCCGCGCUUGCCAGGCCCCGCCUUUCAACCUCCAGCAGCACGACACCUUCCUUACCGUCGACCUAUACGAGCAAAAGGAUCCCGCCCAGGUUCUGCAGUGCCUCGGCGCAUUCAGCAGGGCGGCCAACGCCCUUCGACCCAACCGCUUCCCCUCCGCCAUUGGGCCCAAGACACGCAUCGGCGCGAUGAGCCCGGAACGAAGCGGUCCCAAGUCCCCAACCCGACUCCGCGACAGGGGCACCUCCAUCACAAGCAACAGCUCCUCCGCACACGCAGGCGCCCGAUCAAUCGCGCCGCAUCGAACCGGUGACUCGACCGGACGAUUGAGCCCGACCAAGGGACACGCAAAUGCGGCACCGGGCGGAAGCUCUCCAGGCAACGUGACUUCGUGGAGCAAGCGUGAGCAGGAAGGCGCCACGUCGCCGGCCUGGAACAUUGCUCAGUACGGCUACUUGGGCGGCGCCAGCCAGGGCAACCUAGGCAUCGCAUUCGGAGGCCGGAGACAAAUCACGACGGCCGGCCCCGAGGUCCCCAGCCUGGCCGACAAGGAGCGUCGCCGCAGAGAGGAGGAAGAGGCGCAGCGGCUGCAGGCCGAGGAAGACGAGAAGCGACGAUUAGCGGAGGAGGAGGAGGCCAAGAAGGAAGAGGAGCGCAGGUGGCAGGAAGAGACGGAAAGGCAGCGGGCAGAGGAACGGAGGAAGGCGGAGGAGGAGAAGCGGCAAUGGGAAGAGCAAGAGCGGCAGUGGAAACUGGCCGAGCAGAAGCGGCGGCAGGAAGAACAAGAUGCCGAGGACCGACUCGAGGAGGAGAGACGACAAGCAAGAAGCAAGGGCGACAACAGGUUGCGGGGCCAGUUCCUCAGCCAGUACCAGGCUGAGCAAGCAGACGCCGGCGGCAGCCAGAGCAGUCGGAUCAAGGAGCUCGAGAGGGAGCUGGAACAGGCGAGGCAGCGGGAGGCAGAGUAUGAGCGAGAGAGACAAGAGCGCUUCUCAGGUGGCGGCAAGCCUGUCAGCGAGAUCACGCCGCCCAAGGCAAGGUCGGGGAGUCACCGACCGGCCGUCGCAUCGCCUGGAGCACCAGCGGCCUCGACGGCGCCUGUGGAGCCGGCACCACCAGCUGCCAGCGGCCCUCAGGGCUCGGGCCGGGAACCAGCUCGAUACGAGUCGUGGUCGAGGGGUGAUGAGCGCGAAGUCCUGAAAACAGCCUGGAGCCAGCACCAGCAGCAACAGUUGGAGGACACGCCGGAGCCCGAAGCGGUCUCUCCUUUGGCCUCCUCCAAGCCGCUCCCCGAUCCCACGGCGGCCUUCAAGGAACGAUCUCCUAACACGGGAAGCAGCCGUCCCCUCCCAGAUCCGAAAACGUACGCAGCCCCUCCCGCGAAGCAGCCGAACCGGACAGAUCGCCACCUCGCCGGCCACGCGCCGCCGUCGCAGCCUCCGCCUCACACGACGUACGCGUGGGAGCUCGGGGCCACCCAAGAGCGCGACGCAGAGGACCGCCGCCGCGUGCAGGACCAGGCCGCGACGAAAGCUGGCGGCUGGGCCUCCAAGUCCCUCCUCGAGCGCGAAAUGGAGAUGGAGCGCCAGCGUCAGCAAGAGUGGGAGGAGGCCCAGAAGGAGACGGCCAAGGCGACCCGGUCGGGCAGUGGCGUCGACGGCAUCGGUGGCGGCAUGGGCGGUCGCUGGGACGUUGGCCAGUGGGCCGGCUUCACAGGCGGCGACAGCCAGAAUAAAGGCGGCCAGGGUAUCGGCGCCGGACGAAGGCAGAUUGUUGGGCCGCGUCCGUUGCCGGAGCCUGGUAGGUGA
This is a messenger RNA of Drechmeria coniospora, 2061 nucleotides long. RefSeq lists its product as uncharacterized. Gene Ontology annotation, molecular function: protein binding. Bases 1 to 2061 code for a protein of 686 amino acids. The record is from RefSeq and is a predicted model, not a curated record. The transcript is spliced from 2 exons. NCBI's taxonomy places the organism in Eukaryota, Fungi, Ascomycota, Sordariomycetes, Hypocreales, Ophiocordycipitaceae.